AUGCAGGCACCCAAGACUACGAUCAACGCUCAGAAGCAGGCCACCAUCCUCGCCUGGUUCCACAAGACUGCACUGGCAUACAGCAUUAAGGACCUAGAGAAGCUGAUACCUUCAGUCGCGUCCAUCAACGGCAUGGCGGUGAAAGACUACCUGCAAGCGCUCCAAGACGACUCCCAGAUCCGCUCGGAGAAGAUUGGUAGCGGCAACUGGUACUGGAGCUUUCCGAGCGAGGCGAAGAAGGCGAAGGAGGACUCUUUGGCGAAGGCACAAGAAGAGUACGACAAGGCCAAUGCCACAGCCACGGAGCUGCAGGCGAAGGUGGACCAAGCUGGUGCCGCACGAGCAGAGGACGAGGAACUGCUCGCGGAGACAGGUGGUGACCGCAAAACACUCGUUACAAAGCAUGAAGAUCUCACCAAGGAAGUCGAGAAGCUUCGCACAGAGCUUGCUGCAUACAGCGAGUAUGACCCUAUCGAGCUGGACAAGAAGAUCGAGGAUACCCGACGCUCGCAGGCCGCUGCUGACAAGUUCACUGAGCACAUCUACUGCAUGGAGGGCUGGCUCAAAGAGCGGGUGUCGGAUCGAGAAGGCCAGGUCGGUGUCCUGAGAGAGCUUUAUGGCGACGAGUGGGAUGACGAAGAUGGAGGACUCCAUGAGCUCUGA
Messenger RNA from Macroventuria anomochaeta, 663 nucleotides. RefSeq names its product meiotic nuclear division protein 1. The coding region runs from base 1 to 663 and encodes 220 amino acids. Gene Ontology annotation, biological process: reciprocal meiotic recombination. The transcript is spliced from 2 exons. The record is from RefSeq and is a predicted model, not a curated record. Gene Ontology annotation, molecular function: double-stranded DNA binding. Lineage: Eukaryota; Fungi; Ascomycota; Dothideomycetes; Pleosporales; Didymellaceae.